Linnemannia hyalina is the source of this 1134-nucleotide messenger RNA. NCBI's taxonomy places the organism in Eukaryota, Fungi, Mortierellomycota, Mortierellomycetes, Mortierellales, Mortierellaceae. The record is from the annotation of a GenBank genome assembly.
AUGUCUACUGAAUCUGGGUCCUCCUGGAUUCAGUCUGUCAGCGACAGAUCGCCACGUGCAUACUUUGAAGCAUUUGAUAUCUACGUCAAGCAACAUGGACACCAGAGAUACACGCAAGCGAUCCAGGAUAGCAACCUGGAUAAGGACACCAAACAGGAGCUAAUGCAAAACUUCGCACACUGGAAGGUCAACGAUGGAGUACAAUUUUGGCUGGACCGGCAAUCUCAAUCCUCUCAAAUGACAAUCGCGUCAACUCUCGUCAAGGGAUCAGAGUCUUUGCCAAAGACUCUAUUCAUCCUUGACAACGAUUCUAUUUAUCUAUCUCAGACCGAAAACGGAAAGAAGCGGAGUCUUGUCACGACCUUUGUCGAAAAUCCGCAAAAGACCCCAAGGCGACGAGUAGCCCCCUCACCCACGCCACGAAUCUCGACAACCUCAAUGGACAGCCCAAACAUUAUCCAGUCCACACACAGAGAGGAGAAUCCAUUCGUGGAUGAUGUCGAUGAAGACGAUUUUAUGAUUCCAGACACAGAGACCUCCUAUUGCUUUUCAGCGAUUCUUGACGGACUGGACGUUGGAGGUAGCUUUGGACAGCUGUUUCAAGACCACUUUGAGGAUCACGAUUUCGAUAGGGCUAAGUGCCUUGGGUUCUUGUUGCCUUGCGCACCAGACAAGAACUUGUUUUUGGACUUUAUCGACACGACGAAUCUCGCUGGAAAGGCAACCAACAGCAGAAAAGAACCGGACCUAGGAUUGGACAUCAAGGAUGACGCCAACAAAACAAUUUGUAAUGUGGGCAUUGCAGAAGUAACCUCGAUUGCACAGAAAGGUUGCAAGAAAAAGAAUGCCAAAGACCUUGUACGUGUUGGUGAGAUGUUGAAGAACGCGCUGGACCGUCUGCAGGAUGAUUUUGGCAUCACUGAUGCAGUUGUACCUGGCUGGCAGGUCAUCGCGCAGGUUAUGUCCAUUUACAUCAUGUUCAGAUGCGGGAACCUUUAUAUCUUGGUGUAUGUGAAGGAUGUAACCAUUCCGGACAACCUGACCGAUCUGAAGACGAUGGGUGUUGAUAUCAAGACGUGGCUCGAGUUGGAAGCAACGAUUUCGUUCGGAUUGCGCAGCAGUGUCUUACCAUAG